AUGUUUAACGGCAAGCCUGCGCCCGGCGAUAUCAAUGUACCUGGGUUCAAUACCACGGAAUUCCUCGCAGCCCACGGACCCGAAGCCACUGACCCCAUAAUCGCUUCCACUGUGGCUUAUCUUCGAGAUGAGCUUGGCAUUAAGCGUAUAGGAGCAACCGGCUACUGCUUUGGUGGUCGGUAUUCGUUCCGUGUGGCUGGGAAGAACGGAGGAGCGGAUGCUACGUUUGCCGCUCAUCCGAGCUUGCUUGAGAACGGCGAGAUCGAAGCCGUAGAAGGUCCGGCAAGCAUUGCUGCUGCUGAAAACGACUCGAUGAUGUCACCUGAGCGCAGGGCGGAGAUCGAGGCACUCCUGGCAAAGACCGGAAAGGCAUUUCAGCUGUCUCUCUAUGGCGGUACUUCACAUGGGUUCGGCGUUCGCGCCAAUAUUUCUGACCCUGAACAGAAAUUUGGCAAGGAGAGUGCCUUCUUCCAAGCGGUUCGAUGGUUUGACGCAUGGCUCUGA
Messenger RNA from Thyridium curvatum, 504 nucleotides. RefSeq lists its product as uncharacterized. NCBI's taxonomy places the organism in Eukaryota, Fungi, Ascomycota, Sordariomycetes, Thyridiales, Thyridiaceae. Gene Ontology annotation, molecular function: hydrolase activity. The coding region runs from base 1 to 504 and encodes 167 amino acids. The record is from RefSeq and is a predicted model, not a curated record. The transcript is spliced from 2 exons.